UAGUUAUUUUAUACACAGCACACUGAUUAAACCGGAUACGAUGAUUAAACCAUGACCGCCGUGAAAUCUGUCUCUUCUUCCUUUAGGCUCGCGUCUCUCCUCCGCCGUGAGAAUGAUCCUUCCGCCGCAGUUAAGCUUUUUCGAAACCCUGAUCCUGAAUCAACGAACCCGAAAAGACCCUUCAGAUACUCGCUUCUUUGCUACGAUCUCAUAAUCACGAAACUUGGUGGCUCCAAGAUGUUUGAAGAGCUUGAUCAGGUGCUUCUACAGCUCAAAGCCGAUACUCGGAUCGUUCCCACGGAGAUUCUAUUCUGCAACGUGAUUAAUUUCUUCGGCCGUGGAAGGUUGCCCAGUCGUGCGCUCCACGUGUUCGACGAAAUGCCUCAAUACCGUUGCCAACGUAGUGUGAAAUCAGUGAACUCUCUGUUGAAUGCGCUUUUGAAGUGCGGAGAGUUUGAAAAAAUGAGGGAUCUUCUUUCGGGUGUUGGUGAGUUUGGUAAGCCAGACGCUUGUACUUACAAUAUACUGAUCAAUGGAUGUUCUCAGAGCGGGUGUUUGGAUGAUGCCUUGAAGCUGUUCGAUGAAAUGGUCAAGAGAAAGGUGAAGCCCACUGGGGUAACCUUUGGGACGAUGAUUCAUGGGUUUUGCAAGAAUUCGAGGGUGAAGGAAGCGUUGAAGAUGAAGCAAGAUAUGUUGAAAGUGUAUGGAGUACGUCCCACGGUUCACAUUUAUGCGUCGUUGAUCAAAGCGGUUUGUCGAAUUGGUGAAUUGAGUUUUGCGUUUAAGCUUAAGGAUGAGGCGUACGAAGGAAAGGUUAAAGUAGACUCAGCUAUUUACUCUACCUUGAUUAGCUCGCUUAUAAAAGCUGGCAGGUCGAGUGAGGUGUCGAGGAUCUUGGAUGAAAUGAGUGAGAAAGGAUGCAAACCCGACACAGUGACUUACAAUGUACUCAUUAACGGGUUCUGUGUUGAGAACGAUUAUGAAUCAGCUUAUCGUGUUUUGGAUGAUAUGGUAGGAAAAGGCUUGAAACUUGAUGUUAUAAGCUAUAACAUGAUACUCGGUGUCUUGUUUAGAAUCCGAAAAUGGGAGGAAGCAACUUACUUGUUUGAAGAUAUGCCCAGAAGAGGUUGUAGCCCUGAUACCUUAUCUUAUAGAAUAGUUUUUGAUGGUCUUUGCGAGGGUUUACAGUUCGAAGAAGCAGCUGUUAUCUUGGACGAAAUGCUUUUCAAAGGUUACAAGCCUCGCAGGGAUAGGCUAGAAAGGUUUCUGCAAAAGCUUUGUGAGAUUGGAAAGUUGGAGAUUCUCAGUAAAGUUAUAAGUAGCUUGCAUAAAGGGAAUGCUGCUGAGGAUGCAAAUCUAUGGUCGGUUAUGAUACCUACAAUGUUCAAAGUACCUGCGAAAUCGGGUUCGAUUAAUUUGUUAUUGAAUAAAAUAACGGAAGAUGGUCCUUUGUCAGCAAUGCCGCAGUGCUAGGUCACUCUUGUCAUACAUGUUAAUGUUGCUGUGAACCUUGCUCUGGUGAUACAGGACAAGGAAAAAAAAGAAUUGCCAAAUCUUGUAAACAGGUAAAUCAUUCCCCACAUGGGCUCUCUUCAAUGUAGAUAGCGGAAGAAUGUGCUAUCUGCUCCUAAUUGAAGCUCUUACCUCUUGUCCAUAGCCUGUAAAGUGGUGGUGCAGAGGAAUGAUCCCACCGCUGAACCAAGCUCUGUUAUUGAGGGCAGCCGUCGUGGUGGUGUUUCGUGGCGGCGUGGGACAGCCGUGGUAAUAUUGGUGAUGGAGAGGCGGCAGCAGUGACUGCGAUGUCGUUGAAGAUGGUGAUGACCGCAGCUCUGCUGAAUGAUUUGUUAUGAUGAUUUAACGAUUUAAUUCUCUUUUUGUCUACCAUUCGACUCUGUUUGACUUAAUCUUAUUUAUAAGAGACAUUUGAUUCAUAUAGAAUAAUGUUAAAUUGAAUUGUUGAAACAGUUUCCUUAA
Molecule: messenger RNA, 1974 nt
Organism: Camelina sativa (false flax)
Lineage: Eukaryota; Viridiplantae; Streptophyta; Magnoliopsida; Brassicales; Brassicaceae
Source: RefSeq, a predicted model, not a curated record